Chiloscyllium plagiosum (whitespotted bambooshark) is the source of this 576-nucleotide messenger RNA. The record is from RefSeq and is a predicted model, not a curated record. Lineage: Eukaryota; Metazoa; Chordata; Chondrichthyes; Orectolobiformes; Hemiscylliidae.
AUGGCAGAUAAUGGAAUGACAUUUUAUGAAUUAUCUAUGGAACUACUCAAUGGUGAGAUCUUCAGUUUCUCCAACCUCAUAGGAAAGGUGGUGUUGAUCGAAAAUGUUGCAUCCUUAUGAGGCACAACCAUCAGGGAUUACCAACAGAUGAAUGAGCUCCAGAGUCGCUACGGCAACCAGGGGUUUGUAAUUCUGGGUUUUCCUUGCAACCAAUUUGGCUACCAGGAAAAUAUCUACAAUGAGGAGAUCCUUAAUUCCUUGAAAUAUGUCCGUCCAGGCAAUGGCUUUGAACCAAAUUUCUAUUUGUCCAAAAAGAUUGAAGUAAAUGGAGAAGAUGAGAAUCCAGUCUUCACUUUUCUGAAGAAGAAGUUGCCUGAAGCUUAUGAUGAUCCUGACAUCUUAAUGCGCGAUCCAAAGUUUAUAGAUUGGAAGCCAGUCCGUCGCUCUGAUAUUGGCUGGAAUUUUGAGAAAUUCCUUAUUGGGCCAAAUGGUGAGCCAUAUAGACGAUAUAGCAAAAACUUUCUCACCAUUGAGGUUGAAGAUGACAUCAAAUUUCUUCUUCCAAAGAAUGAAUGA